Messenger RNA from Protopolystoma xenopodis, 489 nucleotides. NCBI's taxonomy places the organism in Eukaryota, Metazoa, Platyhelminthes, Monogenea, Polystomatidea, Polystomatidae. The record is from the annotation of a GenBank genome assembly.
AUGGCAUCAUAUGUUCCUAAAGUGUCCAAAGCUGUGGUUCUCAUCUCCAGCAUAAUGACGCCAACUUCUCUGUUGCUAGGGCUACUCGACGGCGGUCUACCUUAUGCUCGUCAGCGAAUUCAUAAUGAAAAGAUAGCCCGACAAUUGCAUGUGAUAACAUCGAGGGUGUUCAAAGUGCCUCUGUCUGAAAGACCUGUUCCAGUUGUUGCUGAUGUUGCAUCUGAAAGGAAGCGUUGCAGCAUUUGUCCUCAAAAAAAAGAUCGGACAACUAACAGUGUUUGUUUGCAACACAUGCUCAAUUAUUCGAGUUUGAAAGUUGCAGGCUCUGGAGCAUGUACUUGUUGGAAGAAGACAAAACCGAUGACAAGACAGCCUCUGAGGGACGGAUCAAAUGGAGAUGGAUCAUGUGAACUGGUCGCUGUCGUCCGACAUGUUGGCGCCUCUUCUCACUCGCCUCAGCAGAAAUGGGUCGGCCUCGGCUCCCUUUGA